GCUGCGAAAAUCAAUUUCACGCCAUAAACCCUACAACUCAGUAUAAUAUUUUCCCAGCGAGCCAGCGGCUUGCUUCAGUCGUGUCACACGGCGUCGAAGAUCAUACACUUGUGAUGUAUCACUACCAUCAAAGAAGGUAGUGGCAAUGGAAUCCCAAACCACCUUUGCCAUAGGAAACCGAAUAAAAUUGCCAAUCAAGGAUGAAUCCAUGGAAGAAAUUAACCAACCUUUAACAAUGGCGUUAUCGGUGCGUCACUUGCGAAAGGAGGGAUCAGUGGAUAGCGGCUGGGGAAAGUCGCCAUUAAUGUACCCCAGUUUAUCCUUGCCAGAGAUAUACAUCUCAACAACCUGGGACCACAGUGCAUAGUUGGAACCAUCCAACUUAAUGCCGAUCGGAGCAGCGAAUGUUUCAGUGGUGAUGGUCGGGGUCCGAGUGUUGUUUAAAACCUCAGUCAUCCUUGUAGUCAAUUCAAGGAUAGAAUCAGAGAGAUUGGACGUAUCGCCAAAAGAGUUCAGAUCAUCAGAAUGGAGGUAUGGUUAGGAUGCAAUACAGGAAGCCAGAACUCGUUUGGCUCUGAUACCAUGUAAAAAAUCUGUCUUUUAUAUUCUACUCCUUCAUCUCUUUUUUUUUUUUUUUUUUUUUUCAGUCGUCUGCCCUUUCUUAUAUACAAAAAACUUAACUUUGCUAUACAAUUUUCAUCUCCUAGACUCAAGCUAACCACCCUUGAUUUAUGGGAUGUUACAAAUUUUAAAUGCCUCAAAUAUCUUUUGGUUGUUUACAAUGACAACUCAUGCCAACAAAAGUUUGAUGAGAAAGUUAUAGUUAAGAUUCAAGAAGUUGAAAUAGAGGUCUGGUUUUAAAGUUGGUAAGAAAGAGAAACCCUGCGAAAGAAAAGUGGAAAAAUAAACUGUUUGGUGUUAUAUUAAUGCAUGACAAGGUAAAUUGCCCCCCAGUGACCCUGCCAAUACCAUCUUCAUUUAUUCUCAAAAUUUGGGAAACAUGAAGGUUGUUUGGCAGUGAAAAAUAAAUAUUUAAAAAUAUUAUUAUUUAUAUGGAGAUUUUGACAAACAUAUUUUCAUCAUUUUUUAAAUUUUUCGCAAAAUGUUUGAAGCUAUAAAACAAUGGGGCAUUUUCAUUUGAAAUUAAAAAUGAAAACCAAAGAUUAUAUUCUAUAAUUAAACCGAACCUAAAGUUGUUUUAUACCUAUUGAACUAAACUAUAGUCCCUUUAUUUAGGGGUUAUUUGGUAUCACUGUCAAAAAUUAUAGAAACCAAAAUGAGAAAUGAAAGCCAAAUAUUAAAAAUAGAAACUACAAAUCAGAACCCAACAACCUAUUUUGUUAAUAUUUAUAAUAUUAAAUUAAAUUAAAAUUUAAUUAAAAAUGCUCAUUUUCGUCUUUAAAUCAAAGAAUAUUACAAAAAUAAUAAAAUUAUAAAAUAAUACACAUUAAAAAAAAUACUAUCAUAAAAAUUAAAAUUAUUUUAAUUAUUUUACUUAAUUGUUAUGCUCUAAAAAUUUUUUCUUUAUAAUAAAAAAUUUAUUGGAGAUGACAAUUGAAAAAUGGAAAAAGCUAUUUUGUAGUUGACUUUAUUAUUAUUUUUUGUAACUUAUGUAUAUUUCUAUUUCAAUAAUAUUUAAACUCAUAUGAUUAUUUUAUUUUAAUUUUAAAGUAUAUAAAAUAAAUGAUUUAAUUUAAAAAAAUUAUCUCUAGAUAUUAAAAUUUCUAGAAGCAAGUUAUCAAAAUAAUUAAAAAUCAAAAAAUUUAGUUCGUAAUUUUUUUCACAAACAGCAAAAAAUAAACAAUAUAAACAAAUGACGUUUUUGUAAUAUCUUUUUUUACAUUAUAUAAAAGUAUAAACAAAAAUAACAACAAAACCAAACAGAAUCUCAGAUUUUUAAUUCAUAAAUAAAAAUUAUUAUUGUUUGUGUGCGCGCCUACAUGGAUAUAGUUGUUUUGUUCAACAAAUAAAAUCCCACUUCACCAAGCUAAAUAAUUCAUUGUGAUUAUUUUGUUUGAACCAAAAAUCAUAGAAGGUUAGAUGUGGAACCACCAAACCAGUGGCUUAGGUGAACCAGCCAGUGGCUCCUCACUUGUACCAAUCAACAUAGGGAAAAUCUUAACCACCCAUUGCAGCCUUCCUGGGAAAUUGGACCCACUUGAUGAUAUCACGUAAGCCGCUGAGUACACGUGGCGCAACCGUCACGGUCAAUCACAUCACGUAACAGCUGACCUGGCAGGCUGCCCACCGUCAAAAUGAAGUUCUCAUCAGAUCAUUUGAGCAAACCAUGGCCAUUAAUCAGCCAGCUGAUCACAGCCUCAUGUAUGGUGACUCUGAGACAUUUGUCUGAUACAUUGGGGGAAAAGCAGAAAAAAAAAAAUCAUGGUUUUCAAAUUUUUCUCCCAAUAUCUUUUAUUUUCUCUUUUUAUUUUGAUUUUUUCGAGGUGGGCAGAAAUCACUGAGUUUGAGCCACGUGUGCAAGCUGCCAAGUUGGCGAGUUAUCAUCCACGUGGUGACCCGCGAUUGGUCGACGCAUGACAGCCUCAAAUGAGACAUCUCUGGUGACACACUGCACACUUAUAAGUAUAGAUGGGGGUGUUAGCAUUUGUGGCAAAGAGAACGAGAUAAGGCUAUAGAGCCUCAGCUGCCAGUCCAGUCCAUAAGAGAGUGUUUGAGGUCUCAAGGCUCUCAGCAGUGCAUAGCACCACAAUGGCCUCAGCCUCUCUGCUCAAGUCAUCUCCUGUUCUGGACAAGUCUGAGUGGGUGAAAGGGCAGAGCCUUCGCCAGUCGCCGGUGUCCAACCUCCGCUGUCAGCCCUCCUCCCCCUCCACCCUCACCAUCCGGGCCGGUUCCUACGCCGAUGAGCUUGUCAAGACUGCGAAAACCAUAGCAUCUCCCGGGCGCGGUAUUUUGGCGAUGGAUGAGUCUAAUGCUACUUGUGGGAAGCGUCUGGCAUCGAUUGGGCUUGAGAACACAGAGGCCAACCGCCAAGCAUACCGCACUCUCCUAGUGUCAGCUCCUGGCCUCGGCAACUUCAUUUCCGGUGCUAUCCUCUUUGAGGAGACUCUCUACCAGUCCACCACUGAUGGCAAGAAAAUGGUGGAUGUGCUCGUCCAGCAGAAUAUCGUCCCUGGCAUCAAAGUUGACAAGGGUCUGGUGCCCCUCGUCGGUUCGAAUGAUGAGUCCUGGUGCCAAGGUCUCGAUGGCCUUGCUUCCCGCUCGGCGGCUUACUACCAGCAGGGAGCUCGUUUCGCCAAAUGGCGUACCGUUGUAAGCAUUCCCAAUGGCCCAUCUGCCCUGGCAGUGAAGGAAGCAGCCUGGGGCCUUGCCCGCUAUGCCGCCAUUUCUCAAGACAAUGGGUUGGCCCCAAUUGUGGAGCCAGAGAUCUUGCUUGAUGGAGAACACAGCAUCGACAGGACUUUUGAGGUGGCCCAGAAGGUUUGGGCAGAGGUUUUCUUCUACCUUGCAGAGAACAAUGUUAUGUUUGAAGGAAUCCUGCUCAAACCCAGCAUGGUCACUCCUGGAGCAGAGUGCAAGGAGAAAGCCACACCUGAACAGGUUGCUCAAUACACUCUCAAGCUCCUUCACAAGAGAAUCCCCCCGGCCGUCCCCGGAAUCAUGUUUUUGUCUGGUGGGCAGUCUGAAGUUGAAGCCACCCUGAACCUCAAUGCAAUGAACCAAGGGCCCAACCCAUGGCACGUGUCGUUCUCAUACGCCAGAGCCCUUCAGAACACCUGCUUGAAGAAGUGGGGAGGACGGCCGGAGAACGUGAAGGCGGCUCAGGAAACCCUCCUUGUCCGGGCCAAGGCCAACUCUCUUGCUCAGCUCGGAAAGUACACAGGCGAGGGAGAGUCUGAGGAGGCAAAGAAAGGAAUGUUCGUCAAGGGGUACACGUACUGAGCGGUUGCGCCAAAUCUAUAUAGAUGAUGAAGAUGACGAUGAUGAUGAUUGGGGCAAGGAGGACAAAUCUCUCAAUUUGUUAUAUAUGGUUUUAGCCAUGGAGACUAUUUUUGUUCAUCACCUGUACUUUGAGCCUCUUAAUAAUUAAACAUCUUGCUGCCGAGACUAGUUAA
This is a messenger RNA of Malania oleifera, 4073 nucleotides long. RefSeq names its product fructose-bisphosphate aldolase 1, chloroplastic. Gene Ontology annotation, cellular component: cytosol. Gene Ontology annotation, biological process: fructose 1,6-bisphosphate metabolic process; glycolytic process. The record is from RefSeq and is a predicted model, not a curated record. The transcript has 6 exons. The coding region runs from base 2710 to 3900 and encodes 396 amino acids. Lineage: Eukaryota; Viridiplantae; Streptophyta; Magnoliopsida; Santalales; Ximeniaceae. Gene Ontology annotation, molecular function: fructose-bisphosphate aldolase activity.